This is a messenger RNA of Amphiprion ocellaris (clown anemonefish), 4183 nucleotides long. RefSeq names its product alpha-1,3-galactosyltransferase 2-like. Gene Ontology annotation, cellular component: membrane; Golgi apparatus; vesicle. Gene Ontology annotation, molecular function: hexosyltransferase activity. Gene Ontology annotation, biological process: carbohydrate metabolic process. The coding region runs from base 188 to 1507 and encodes 439 amino acids. NCBI's taxonomy places the organism in Eukaryota, Metazoa, Chordata, Actinopteri, Pomacentridae. The record is from RefSeq and is a predicted model, not a curated record. The transcript is spliced from 6 exons.
GUUUUCAGAGAGAGCACUCAAACUAAACAAAGCCGGAGAUUCGGACUAUUUGCCAGAUGUGCCACGUGCGUAAACGCGCACACCCCUUUCAAAUUCAAGAAGUGCUCUUUGUUUGAUUGUAAGAUCCGGACAUUAUUCUGACACGCUGUGAGUCCCAUUCUGUAUUUCGGACAUGGACAUGUAACUGAUGUGGCGCAUUGGUCACUGUCGACACUGGAUUUCUCUCCACACGUGUACGACAUCACUUAAUAGAGAUCAUUUCCUCAUAAGGAAUGCAAUAGAGGAGGAACCAGAAAACCAACCUGCCACUAAACCGUAUCAAAAAGGAACCACUUCCCGUCGGUUCCCUGCCUGUGUGGAACGCCGCUAUCUCCAGUUACCGUCUGAAGGCUGUGGAUGUAGAUCUGUGAAGGCGAUCUGCAGGUGUAUUUUAUUCCCCAGCCAGCAUAUCGCUCUGACAUUGCCUGCCUGGCUAAUGAAAGGGCAAUUUCUCAAAGCCAUGAGUGGGCACAUUCUGAGAGGAAGAAAUAUCUGGAUCUUCUGCUGUCUUGUGCUGCUUGUUCUUGGUGUCAUUUCCUUAAACUCAAGGUAUUUAACAGACACUGUCCAGAGGAUGGAUCUGCCAGUGGCCAGUACAGAACCACCAAGACAUUUUGUUAAUGUGGACGACACACUCAACUUUGGAGCCAGACCAGCAGUUCAGACACGCACAUCUUGGAGAGCUCCGAUCAUCUGGGAGGGAAUGUUUGACCCCAAAGUUUUCGACCAAAAGCACAUCCAAGAAAAUUCAACUGUGGCCCUCACUGUGUUUGCUGUGGGAAGGUACCUGGAUGCGUAUAUCAAGACUUUCCUCACGUCAGCAGAACAGCAUUUUAUGUUGGGAUUACCGGUGACGUAUUAUGUGUUCACGGAUUUACCAGACAAGGUGCCGAACAUCACAGUCGCUCCUCAGCGAAGCCUUAGAGUCAUGCAGGUGUCGAAGCACAACCGGUGGCAGGACAUCUCCAUGAUGCGAAUGAAGACGAUAUCGGAAGUGAUCGAGUUGGAGCUCCGCCACCACUUCAGAUAUGUCUUCUGCUUUGACGUGGAUCAGGAGUUUAAGGGGAGGUUUGGCUCUGAGGCUCUGGGGGAUUCUGUGGCUUUGCUCCAUGCCCACUAUUACAAAGCAGAAGAGCCUGCUUUCACCUACGACAGAAAUGUCAAAUCCAAAGCCUUCAUGAAAACCGGAGAUUACUACUACCACGCUGCCAUCUUUGGAGGCACAUGGGAAAAUGUGAAGCAUUUGGUGGAUGCCUGCUAUCUGAACAUCAUGGUGGAUAAAAUGCAUGAUGUGGAGGCUCUGUGGCACGACGAGAGUCAUCUAAACAAAUACUUUUGGAUUCAUAAACCAAGCAAGCUGCUCUCCCCCGAGUACUGCUGGGAUGAAAGCAUUGGUGACAAGUCAGACAUCCACGUCUUCCGCCUUGUAUGGGCGCCAAAGCAUUACGACACACUUCGUACUAAGUAGAACGGCAAGACAAUCAGAACAGAAUAAUCUUUGUGAGAAAAGUGUACAGUUGUUUACUAUAAGUUUUGGAUCGGUUCUUAGGUUGAGGAAAGUCGACUGGUAGAAAAACACAAGUAAUUUUAAGCACUUGUAAGUCUUUAUGAGACUUUGUCCUUGUGUUUAAGCAUGUUCUAGGAGUUUUUCUUUUUUUUUUACAUAUCUACACUGUAUUAUUAUGUACGUAAUAUAAAAUAUUUUUCUAGAAAUCUUUUGGAACCAGGUUAGAGAUAAAGCAACCUAUCCAAGCACAGCUAAAUGUCGGAGAGGAAAGUUGAUGAAUUAACGCACAAACGCACCUCUGUGAUUUGUUAAAGAAAAAAAAUGUGAUAUUAAAUUGCACUAUUUUGUUUAUUUUUGGAGUAUUUUUCCUACUGUAUUUAUUGGGAUAAUUGCUGAAUACAUCCAAGGGAAAGUUAAAAUCCCCAAUUUAUCUAGCAUACAGGGGUGGAUCUACUGGGGUGGAAUAGGGUGGUAACUGCCACCCCUAGAAGAUGCCUUGCCACCCUGGCUGCCACCCCAGUUCUGAACGAUCUAAUUCAAAAAUAUGUAUAUGAAAGUUUGUGGCCAGCCGUAAAGAGCGGAAGUCCAGGAAAGACGAAUAACGAGUGAAACUCCGAUGUCCGAGUGCUUUCGAAUGCAACAUGUAGACGUCACGUCCUGUACAGUCUAUGCUGCUACAGAUACGAGGUGACACGCCCCCCCUGAGGAGCUGAUCUUAGAUCUCACUCAUGUGGAUGACAGCUGGACUUCGGUGUGACAGUAAGACACUACUUAGACUGGGUUAGACUACAUGCUAAUAUAACUGUUCACAAUGUAUUAAAUGCUAAUAGUGUCUAAAUUCACAUAAAGUGUUUGUUUGCGAGACGAGCCACGGUUUCCAGUGAGCCUGGGCCUUGCUAAUUUUUACUUCUGUAGCUAGCUAAUGUUAGAGAACAGCCACAGAAGGAUGGUGGGGGAUCGUCUGUGGAAGUUUUUCUUUUCUCUUUUUGAUAAUUACAACCUGUGGUUCUUCUGAUAAUAGGCUCUAAGUCAAAAGAAAUCACACAUUCACUCAGACUUUACAUGACAUUAAAGUGUAACUAAAGUUCCAGUCACAGCAGGUUUUCAUGCACUGUUUGAAAACUACAUUCUGCUUGUUUAAUGUUGGUUUUUAUAAUAUUGGUGUCAAGAUCAUAAUAACACCAACAUUGACGUGUUUAGUACAGUCAUAUCAUUUAGUUUACAGCUGAAAAAACGUUUACAUGUGUCAAGUGGGGCCUAGUUUUGAGAUCCCAGAAGCAACCACUACCAGAGGUUACUAAAAAGGUCAUAAGCAGAUUAAUAAAAGCAGACUAAUAGAGAUCUACAAGAGAAACUACAUAAGGUAACUACAUGAUUAUGCUUGAGCAGAACAAUGAUUUUCAUAGGCUGAUAUAUAUUCUGAAAUGUUGAAGUUUUUAAGUAAAAGGUGAAUAGUAGUGAUUUAAAUAGGUAAUUUUUCAUAAAAUGUUUAAAAUGUUUUAAGAUAAGAAUGUGAUGAUUGAAAGAAAUGAUUAUAAGUAACUAGUACUGUGUCUGAAAAGAAGAAGUUGAUUUUAAACUGCGCACUUACAAGAAAGAGGAGCUAAAGUAUUAGCCAAUGAUGAGAAAUGCUUGGUUUCUGCAGGGCAAUGCCCUUUGCAGGAUACAGUUCCAAAUAUGGUUAUAAGAAGUACUGGUGUUGAUCAAUGAGUCAAAAUGAAGUAUGUUAAUGUGUGCGUAUGUACAAUGUGUGUAAUCAAACUGAAAUGUAAUGUAAUCAAAGUACAAUCACUGAGUGUGUAGUAGAAGUGUGUAACUGUGUAACCAGUGUGAGUCUAGUAGUUGAGAAACUGAGCGUGCAGAUAGUGUGUGUGUGUGUGUGUGUGUGUGUGUGUGUGUGUGUGUGUGUGUGUGUGUGUGUGUGUGUGUGUGUGUGUGUAUAUAUUAGGAGAUGAGAGUAUAAAAAGGGGAGACAGAGACACAGUAUUCGGAGUUCUAGGAGUUUUCCGUGGACUUAACACGGAGUUAAGUCUGUCAGAGUUCUUUGAGGACAUCGUUAGAUACAAAGUUUUUCUGACUUUGUUCAAGAGAAGAGGACCAAACUCUGCUGAAAGAAGAGUUCCAGUCAGUCUGCAGUUUUACUGAGGGGAGAAAAGAGAAAGACAUCUGCAACACCCAAGAAGGCAACGGAGGCGACAGCAGGGAGCUGGUCUCACCCAGAGACGGGAGAGUCGGGGACUCUCCACCUCGUCAGCUGGGGACUUUGAAUCUCUCCCACUGCCGUUCCAUCUUCUGCUAUCAAAAACUACUGCACGACCAAGAUUGGUUUUUGGGACUUUUCCGCUCCCCCUGCUGAGGAAGGACACUUUUUGGACUAAAAGAGACUUUGUACGGAGUUUCCAGAUCCACUACAGAGUUUGCCCAGACGCAGGUUAAGACCGGAUGUGGCAGCUAAGGCCAAGCUGUCCGUCCUCUCUGUCUCCUAAGUUAUACAAAUUAGAGAAGAUUUCUUAGAAAGGCUCAGUUCUAAUAGUUUUUAGUUAUUAUUGAUUAACUUUGAUUAUGAUUGAUACACUGCCCAAUCAUGAGCUGAUGCUAUGCCCUUGCUGAUUUUAUUCAAUAAAAUGCUAUAUUGCA